This is a messenger RNA of Adineta ricciae, 564 nucleotides long. The record is from the annotation of a GenBank genome assembly. Lineage: Eukaryota; Metazoa; Rotifera; Eurotatoria; Adinetida; Adinetidae.
AUGUCUUCGAAUCGUUUAUCGACAUUUGGUGAACGUCUACAAUCGUUAAGUGAUUCAUUUUAUUCAACAAUUCUUCAGGAUUCGAAACAGGAAAGUAAAUUUCAAGUGAAAAACGCACAACAAUUAGAGAAUCUGACAAAGACUCAUUCGACUGAACAGAAUCAUGAUGAUUUUACAUUUGAUCAAUGUUCAAUUAGCCAUCUGACAUCAAACGAUGAUUUUAGUUUUACAUUUCACUCCAUUGAGCAGUCAAAAUUACAAGGAAACAAAUCUCGACAAAAACAUCAAAUAUCGCGAAUAAAACAUACGUCAACACCAUAUUCUACUCAUGAAGAUCGUUCAAUUAAAAAGUCGGAAGACGAAACAGUCGUUGUCGAAGAAACUCAUCGUCCAUCAUCAUUAUCUUCUCCUUCCAGUCAACCAAUAAUUAUUGGUUAUUAUCCGGUUGUGACGUAUCAACCAGUUUGUGUUCCACCAGCCAUUUAUUUAUCAAAAGAACAGAUCCAGUCGCAAAUAAAUGACUAUUCGACGCUAACAAAAGUCACUCCAUUAAAGAAGCGUUAA